This is a messenger RNA of Penicillium odoratum, 600 nucleotides long. RefSeq lists its product as uncharacterized. Lineage: Eukaryota; Fungi; Ascomycota; Eurotiomycetes; Eurotiales; Aspergillaceae. The record is from RefSeq and is a predicted model, not a curated record. The transcript has a single exon. Bases 1 to 600 code for a protein of 199 amino acids.
AUGGUCAAAUUCAGCCCUAUCCUGUGUGGCGUUCUCGCAUGCGGUCUUGUUGAUCCAUGUCUUGCUGGAGACAAUGCGACAGCAUCUGUGAUUACCACCCCGAUCUUCCAAGAAUGGGACAACGGAUCAUCCAACAUGACUGUCACUCUGGGUGUCAUCAACGCCGACUACGCAUGGCAAUAUGCCAAUACCACGUCCAAUCUCAGCAAGCGCACGGGUAUUUCCACGGUCGUGACAGUGGUCAAGCACGGAGUAAAGACCAUUGCCACGGUAAAAGCAGCGAUUGAAAUCUGGGAGUUCGUUGCUGGUGUCAUUAAGUCGAAGUCGGAGGCAGAUUCGUGCACGUUGACAUAUGGUACGGAUAUUACUGGUGAUUAUUACUAUGGUUAUGCGUACAAGGCCACAACUACUGGAGAGAAUUGUGACACCACGGCGGAACGCAAGACAAUAUUGAGUGCUGUUGAAAAUUGUGCUACUACCCUGCAUUCUAAAGGUGCUGCCGUUGGCUGUUGCACUUUUCACCACGGGGGUACUUGGCAUGGCCAUCUGCAGCUGAGUGCUGAGCCGGUGACCUACCCUGUGCAUACAGUCACUUGUUAA